AUGCUGCUUUCAUACGUCACAACAAUUCUUGCCGCUGCUGCAGUGGCUUUUGCCACACCCUUUCUUGGGGCACCUACCAAAGUGAAGAGACAGCUAUUACCGACCCCAAUCCUUUACGGACCCUUCCGGCUCAAGUUUAUCGCAAGAUGGUCAACCUAUAGGGACAAAUACGCAUAUGUCCAGAACCUUGAUGCCGUCCGCCCUGCGCCACGAUCGACUGGAAGCGUUUUCAAUUUCGAGAACUCCACUGGACGUCUCUGGUUGGGCAAUAACUUCCUUAACCCCAUCGUCGCUGGCCUUAGACCAAACCUCACCAGCAAUCUUGCGCCUCUCGCUUUUGGACCCCUUGGACGCCCAAACUGUGAGGUGACUGGUGGGGUGGCCUAUGAGACUGCAUUUUCGUUCAACAGUGCGCGCCGUCUGACCCUCGGUGGUACUGCUCUUUGGCACGGCUGUACUACGAACUCGUCUCUCGGGCUUGGCCCAGGAGCCAAUUAUCAGUGGGGCUCAGGCCCACAAACCACCGAAGAUUGCCAGGAUAUUCAGCUCGAAUACGAGCCUGCUUAA
Messenger RNA from Orbilia oligospora ATCC 24927, 567 nucleotides. RefSeq lists its product as uncharacterized. Lineage: Eukaryota; Fungi; Ascomycota; Orbiliomycetes; Orbiliales; Orbiliaceae. The record is from RefSeq and is a predicted model, not a curated record. Bases 1 to 567 code for a protein of 188 amino acids. The transcript is spliced from 3 exons.